Capsella rubella is the source of this 3671-nucleotide messenger RNA. RefSeq names its product phytochrome E. Gene Ontology annotation, biological process: red, far-red light phototransduction; protein-tetrapyrrole linkage; detection of visible light. The transcript has 4 exons. Gene Ontology annotation, molecular function: photoreceptor activity; protein homodimerization activity; phosphorelay sensor kinase activity. The coding region runs from base 56 to 3406 and encodes 1116 amino acids. Lineage: Eukaryota; Viridiplantae; Streptophyta; Magnoliopsida; Brassicales; Brassicaceae. The record is from RefSeq and is a predicted model, not a curated record.
UUCUUCUUCUUCUUCUUCUUCUGAUCAAAACUCACUCUAGACUUUCCCCAAAGCUAUGGGAUUUGAGAGCUCUUCAUCAGCUGCAAGCAACAUGAAACCUCUUGGCGAUUCUAAGCCUCUUAAAUCCAAUACUUCUCAAUACUCUGUCGAUGCUGGUCUCUUUGCUGAUUUCGAUCACUCCAUUUACUCUGGCAAGUCUUUUAACUACUCCAAAUCUGUCAUUUCGCCACCCAAUUACGUUCCUGACGAGCACAUCACUGCUUAUUUGUCUAACAUCCAAAGAGGCGGUCUUGUUCAGCCUUUUGGUUGUUUGAUUGCUGUGGAAGAACCUACUUUUAGGAUACUUGGUGUUAGUGAGAACUGUGCUGAGUUCCUUGGUUUGUUGUCUCUUGCUUCGAGCUCUCAUUGUGGGGAGGUUAGUAAGGUUAAGGGUUUGAUUGGAACCGAUGCAAGGACGCUUUUCACGCCUUCUUCUGGAGCUUCUUUGGCUAAAGCUACUACCUUUACGGAGAUUUCGUUGUUGAAUCCUGUUUUGGUCCAUUCUAGGACCACCCAGAAGCCUUUUUAUGCUAUACUUCACAGGAUUGAUGCGGGGAUUGUAAUGGAUUUGGAGCCUGCUAAAUCUGGUGACCCGGCUUUGACCCUAGCAGGUGCAGUUCAGUCUCAAAAGCUCGCCGUUAGGGCCAUUUCUAGGCUGCAGUCACUUCCUGGAGGAGAUAUUGGUGCUUUGUGUGAUACUGUUGUGGAAGAUGUUCAGAGACUUACCGGUUAUGACCGUGUUAUGGUCUAUCAGUUUCAUGAAGAUGAUCACGGUGAAGUUGUUUCUGAGAUCAGAAGAUCGGAUUUGGAGCCUUAUUUGGGAUUACAUUACCCUGCAACUGAUAUUCCUCAGGCAGCUCGGUUCUUGUUCAAACAAAACCGUGUCCGAAUGAUUUGUGAUUGCAAUGCAACUCCGGUAAAGGUUGUUCAGAGUGAGGAACUCAAGAGACCACUUUGUUUAGUCAAUUCUACUCUAAGAGCUCCUCAUGGAUGCCACACGCAAUAUAUGGCAAAUAUGGGCUCUAUGGCUUCCCUUGCACUCGCGAUUGUGAUAAAAGGCAAAGAUUCAAGCAAGCUUUGGGGAUUAGUUGUAGGCCAUCACUGUUCUCCUAGAUACGUUCCAUUCCCAUUACGGUAUGCUUGUGAGUUUCUGAUGCAAGCAUUUGGACUUCAGCUUCAAAUGGAGCUUCAGUUAGCAUCACAGUUAGCUGAGAAGAAGGCUAUGCGGACGCAGACCUUGUUGUGCGACAUGCUUCUCCGUGAUACUGUUUCUGCUAUUGUGACACAAUCUCCGGGUAUUAUGGACCUUGUGAAAUGUGAUGGAGCUGCAUUAUAUUACAAAGGAAAAUGUUGGUUGGUUGGUGUUACUCCUAGUGAGGCGCAAGUUAUAGACUUGGUGACUUGGCUGGUGGAGAAUCAUGGUGAUGACUCGACGGGGUUAACAACUGAUAGUUUGGUGGAUGCGGGAUACCCUGGUGCCAUCUCACUUGGAGAUGCGGUUUGUGGUGUCGCUGCCGCGGGAAUUUCUUCAAAAGAUUACUUACUUUGGUUCAGAUCCAAUACUGCACGUGCAAUCAAAUGGGGAGGAGCUAAACAUCACCCUAAGGAUAAAGAUGAUGCCGGAAGAAUGCAUCCCAGGUCAUCAUUCAAAGCGUUUCUUGAAGUUGCAAAGAGCAAAAGCUUGCCGUGGGAAAUCUCAGAACUUGAUGCUAUCCAUUCCCUGAGGCUGAUAAUGAGAGAGUCAUUUACCAGCUCCAGGCCAGUUUUGUCUGGUAAUGUUGUGGCAAGAGAUGCUAAUGAGCUUACUUCUUUUGUGUGUGAAAUGGUCAGGGUGAUUGAAACUGCAACUGCACCUAUUUUUGGUGUUGAUUCUUCUGGAUGUAUCAAUGGUUGGAACAAGAAAACCGCUGAAAUGACAGGAUUGUUAGCUAGUGAAGCCAUGGGGAAGUCACUUGCCGAUGAGAUUGUUCAAGAGGAAUCACGCGUAGCUCUUGAAAGUCUGUUAUCCAAAGCUCUACAAGGUGAGGAGGAGAAAGGCGUAAUGCUAAAACUGAAAAAGUUUGGCCAAAACAAUCAUCCAGAUUCCUCUUCUGAUGUGUGUGUUCUCGUGAAUUCAUGCACGAGCAGGGAUUAUACUGAAAAUGUCAUUGGCGUCUGCUUUGUUGGUCAAGACAUCACUAGUGAGAAAGCGAUAACAGAUAAGUUCAUUAGAUUGCAAGGAGAUUACAAGACUAUUGUCCAAAGCUUAAAUCCGUUGAUUCCACCGAUUUUCGCCUCAGAUGAGAAUGCUUGUUGUUCAGAGUGGAAUGCAGCCAUGGAAAAGCUUACGGGAUGGUCAAAACAUGAGGUGAUUGGAAAAAUGCUACCCGGUGAAGUCUUUGGAGUUUUUUGUAAAGUGAAAUGCCAAGAUUCGCUCACAAAAUUCUUGAUCUCUCUGUACCAAGGAAUUUCUGGUCAUAAUGUUCCAGAGAGUUCACUGAUUGAGUUCUUUAAUAAGGAAGGGAAGUACAUAGUAGCAUCCAUAACCGCGAACAAGAGCACAAACACCGAAGGGAAAGUUAUCAGAUGUUUCUUCUUCUUGCAGAUUAUCAAUCAAGAAUCGGGUUUGAGCUGCCCAGAACUGAAAGAGAGUGCUCAAAGCCUCGACGAAUUAACUUACAUAAGGCAAGAAAUCAAGAAUCCUCUCAAUGGUAUCCGAUUUUCACAUGAGCUUCUUGAAUCCUCAGAGAUUUCAGCUAGCCAAAGGCAGUUUCUGGAGACUAGUGAUGCUUGUGAGAAGCAGAUCACGACAAUAAUCGAAGGCACAGAUUUGAAAAGCAUAGAGGAAGGCAAGUUGCAAUUGGAAACAGAGGAGUUUCGAGUUGAAAGCAUCUUGGACACAAUCAUUAGCCAAGUGAUGAUUAUGUUGAGAGAGAGGAACUCACAACUCAGGGUUGAAGUUGCCGAAGAGAUCAAAACUCUGCCUCUCUAUGGUGACAGAGUAAAGCUUCAGCUCAUUCUUGCUGAUAUUCUGCGCAACAUUGUGAAUCAUGCCCCGUUUCCAGAUAGUUGGAUAGGAAUCAAUGUCUCACCAGUCCACGAGCUUGCACGUGACAAUGCCCACUAUAUCCAUCUGCAGUUCAGGAUGACGCAUCCAGGUAAAGGACUUCCUUCAGAGAUGCUAAGUGAUAUGUUUGAGACUGGAGAUAGAUGGGUCACGCCUGAUGGUUUAGGUCUUAAGCUUUCACGGAAACUGCUGGAGCAGAUGAAUGGUCGUGUGAGUUAUGUUCGAGAAGAGGAACGUUGUUUCUUCCAGGUGGAUCUUCAAUUCAAGACAAUGUUAGGUGUUAAAUCUAGAGGAACAGAGGCUGUUUCAAGCAUAAAGUAGAAAUUUUUGAGUUACAAUAAGGCAUAGUAAAAUUUAAUGAAAUUUGGUAGUUUCAAUGCCUGAAUAUAACCAAAUGUAUCAAUGAGAACAAAGGUUUCAUUAUUUAUGACCAAUAAGAUGUAUCUUUUAAGUAUAUUUAUGUACACGUUUCUUGGAUAGAUGAUUUAGUCGACCAAGACAAAAACAAUACACAACCAUCAAAUUACAUGUCUAGAUCAAAGAAACCUUUCUGAUUCCGGAAACCAAAAGAAAAAAAAAAAAAAAA